GGCACAGUCCGCACUUGCGGGCUUGCUUGCGGGUGGUUGUUUGCGGAGGGGGUGACAUCCACAACAGUGCAGCAAAUCUCUUCGGUCAUUUUUUAUUUAAUUAUUAAUUGUCCCUUCUUGUUUCAGACUGAAUUUGUCAUUGACCGAACGUUUAAGGAAGCAACUGAGGAGACCUGACUGAGGAUUAUCGGCCAAGGUCCUUGUAUCGACUCGUUGAGCGUGAUUCAGCUGGUGUUUACGCAUGCUUUGAAGCAGCUGAGCGAUGGACUUUAGCGUCAAGUCUUUCAAAGGCCUUGCGGCAGAAGCCGCAACCGUGUUCACCAGAGCCGUUCAGUACACUGAGGAACGACUGGGAACAUCUGACAAAACUGAACUUGACGCACACUUUGAGACGUUGGCUCAACGUUCUGACAGAACCAAGUAUUGGACUGAAAGGCUGGUUGGUAAAACAGAAGCAGUCCUUCAACCCAAUCCAAAUGUGCGGGUAGAAGAUUACCUCUUUGAAAAACUUGACAAGAAACGAGACAGGUUAAAUAAUACAGAGCUACUGGGCCAAGACAUGAUAGAUGCUGGAACUGACUUUGGUCCUGGCACCUCUUAUGGGAGUGCCCUCAUCAAGGUUGGGCAGGCUCAACAAAAGCUGGGCCAAGCAGAGCGAGAGUUUGGCCGCCUGGUGCACACCAACUUUGUCCAGCCGCUAAGGAGGUUUCUGGAUGGAGACAUGAAAACAAUCUUGAAAGAGCGUCGGCUGCUUGAAAACAAGCGAUUGGAUCUAGAUGCUGCAAAGAACAGACUUCGUAAGGCCAAAGCGACUGAUCCAGCAGCCUCCAAAGUCAAUCCUGAAGUUCUUGAGAAAGAAAUUCAACAGGCAGAAAAGGAUGUGCGUUCCUGCCAGUCUGACUUCGACCGUCAAGCUGAGAUUACUAGGCUGCUGCUUGAAGGAAUCUCAAGCACUCACGUGAACCAUUUGCGCUGCCUUAGUGACUUUGUAGAAGCCCAAAUGUCAUACUAUGCUCAGUGUCAGCAGUACAUGGCUGACCUGCAGAAAGAACUGGCCAACAUGUCCAUUGCCGUUGGAACGGGCAGCAGUGGUGACGGCAGUCGCAGUGGCUUCCAGGGUGCUUUUUCGUCACCUACAGCUAGUGCAGGUAGUCCAUCCAAUGAUGUCAGCACAUUUAUCAACAGCAACCAGAAACGGGCACGUGUCCUUUAUGACUAUGAUGCUCAUGACAACUCCGAGUUAUCGCUGAUGGCUGAUGAAUCAAUCAUUACUGUGGAUGACACCGGCGCGAUAGUUGCGGAUGGCAGCGCAGAACUUAACGCAAUGGCUGGUGAUCAUCAUAUCCCAGACUGACAACAUGGACCCCGACUGGAUGAUUGGGGAGCGAGGCCUACAAAAGGGAAAGGUCCCAAUUGCAUACCUGGAAAUUCUCAACUGAUUAGAUAAACAUUCUUUUUUCUGUAAAAAAUUACUGUGCUUGCAUAGUUGAUACAGUCAUAACCAUAUGGCAGAUGCGUUUAUUUGCUAAGUGCUUUCCCUGUGCUACUAUGCAACACAUCUAUUCAAUCAAACUUAGGCAUGACAAUGAACGAUAAUGAUGCCUCCAAAUAGCAUGGCACUUUUAGUUCUGACGUAGGCCUCUAAGGCUUCUUGAUGCCAUUUCUACCCUGUUUUCAUAGUUCAUCGACGUUCAUGCUGGUUCUCUAUUUAGCGUGUCAACUGCUAAUACUCAUUGUUCAAUUGUCUGAUGCAUCAAUACAUAGCAGAACUCGCAA
This is a messenger RNA of Rhipicephalus sanguineus (brown dog tick), 1776 nucleotides long. It is a transcript of the gene EndoB, whose product is annotated as endophilin-B1. The record is from RefSeq and is a predicted model, not a curated record. Gene Ontology annotation, biological process: membrane organization. The transcript is spliced from 11 exons. Gene Ontology annotation, molecular function: protein binding. Bases 263 to 1354 code for a protein of 363 amino acids. Gene Ontology annotation, cellular component: cytoplasm; membrane. Lineage: Eukaryota; Metazoa; Arthropoda; Arachnida; Ixodida; Ixodidae.